Messenger RNA from Rhodotorula toruloides NP11, 2088 nucleotides. Its product is annotated as C2H2 finger and ankyrin domain protein. Lineage: Eukaryota; Fungi; Basidiomycota; Microbotryomycetes; Sporidiobolales; Sporidiobolaceae. The coding region runs from base 1 to 2088 and encodes 695 amino acids. The transcript has 4 exons. The record is from RefSeq and is a predicted model, not a curated record.
AUGUCGUCUGCCACCCGCCUGCCCGCCUCUCACCUCUACCUCUUCCAGCUCCCGACUGACCUCAUCAACCACCUCACACCGCGCCAACUCGUCAUCCCGCCAGACCAUCCCUUGCACCCCUCGAACCGCACCGCCGAACCCACUCCUGCGACCCAAGACCUCCCACUCGGCCUCGAUGACGGCAGGAGGGGAGGAGCGUACACCUGCGCAUUGACGGGCGCGUCGUUCGAUACGCUCGAGGGGUUGAAGCAGCACUACAGGACGGACUGGUACAGGUACAACGUCAAGUUGAAGUUGCAGGGGAAACCGACACCCGUGAGCGAGCAGGCGUUCAAUCAGCUAGUCGAAGACCUAUCCGACUCGCUCUCUGGCUCCGACUCCUCCCUCUCCGACAGCGACUCCUCCCUCUCCUCCUCCUCUCCCUCCUCUUCCCGCCCCACUACCAGCACAUCAGCCGACCCCUCCCUUUCCCGCCUCCUCGCCAAAACAACCCUCUCCUCCCCCUCCCCCUCCGCCCUCGACGACUCAGACCUCGACUCGGCCCUUCUCGCCGGUCCCAAGUCGCCCCUCGAGUGGUUCGACGCGCCCACCUCUCCCGAAGGCUUAGAAACGCAGUAUGGGAUCCACCGCGCUGCGUUGCCUGAAGCGGGGGCGCGGAAGAGGUUGCUCCCGAGUAAGGAGGAGGGAGAGGCGGUCCUUUCUGAACUGCGCGCGCUGCAGCUGCCUGAGAAGGAGGGAGAAGGAGGAGAGAGGAAGUGGACGAUGCUCAUGUUCGGAGGAGGACACUUUGCUGGAUGGGUCAUCUCCCUCCGCCCUAAACUCGUGAGUGGCUCCAAGGGGGGAAAGGGGAAGGAGCGGGAAGUGGUGGUUCUUGAAUCAAAGACGUUUCAUCGGUACACCACGCGGAGGAAACAGGGAGGUGGACAAGGCGCGAACGACGCGGCGAUUGGGAAGGCCAAGAGUGCGGGAGCGCAGAUUCGCCGACACAACGAGGCGAUGCUGAACGAUGAAGUCGGCGCGCUCCUCACCUCCUGGUCCUCCCACAUCUCCUCCUCCUCCCUCAUCUUCCUCCGCGCCUCGAAAUCCUCCUACAAAACCUUCUUCUUCCCUUCCUCCCCCCUCGUCCGCACCGACCCGCGCAUCAGGGGCUUCGGGUUCCCUACCAAGCGACCGACCCUGAGCGAGUUGGGCAGGUGUUGGGCCGAGUUGACGAGGGUCAGGGUGGGGCAUCUCUCGAGGGGAGAACUGGAGGCGCUCGAUAGGGAGUACUUGAAGUCGAUUGCGCCGCCGCCUGCACCGGUGAGGAAGGAGGAGAAGGAGCGCAAGGAGGAGAAGGCGGAGGAGCAGCCGAAGCUCUCGAAGGAGGAAGAACUCGUCCGAGAUCGCUGGACUCGCUUGACGGAGAUGGUUCGCAAAGGACGCCUCGACUCGACGCGGACGUUUCUCGACAAAUACGGCGCCGACCUCUCCCUCUCCGGCGAGGUGUGGGGCGUCUUGCCAGAGUGGAUGCCUGAAGCGCGUCAGACGCCCACGCUCCUCCAUCUCGCGGCUGCGGCUGGACAACCCCAGCUCGUGCGGUUAUUCCUCGACCCGCCCUACAACGCCUCGCCCUACCCAUACCCUCCCUCUCCCUCUCCCACCUCCCCAAGCAAAGUACCCUACGACCUUUCCCCCUCACGCCCAACACGCAACGAAUUCCGAUUCGCGUUCCACCGCGAACCGGAGAAGUGGGAUUGGAGUGGGAGGGGACGGGUGCCGGGGGGUUUGGAUGAGAGGGUGGAGAGGGAGAGGGAGAGGAGGGAGGAGGAGAAGCGUGAGCGUGUUAGGGCGCGGGAGAGGGAGAGGGAGGAGCAGGAGCGGAAGAGGGAGGAGGAAGAGAGGAGGGCAGAGGAGGGGAUGAGGGAAAAGGCGAGGGAGCUUGCGGCGUCGGCUGCGGGAGGGAGCGGGCCGAAGAGGUUGGGAGGAGGUCCGCCGAUGCCGGUCAAGGAGCGCGAGAGGGCGGGAUUGAGCGAGGAGCAGAAGAUGAGGGUCAUGAGGGAGGAGAGGGCGAGGGCGGCAGAGGCGAGGUUGAAGCGUUUGGGUGGAUGA